Glycine soja is the source of this 1376-nucleotide messenger RNA. RefSeq lists its product as uncharacterized. The transcript has 2 exons. Bases 63 to 866 code for a protein of 267 amino acids. NCBI's taxonomy places the organism in Eukaryota, Viridiplantae, Streptophyta, Magnoliopsida, Fabales, Fabaceae. The record is from RefSeq and is a predicted model, not a curated record.
AUUCCCCUUCUCUUAUAUUCAAAAUCACGUUCACCUUUCUCCCUUCACUCAUCUCACAAACCAUGAGCACAAUCCACCAAACACACACUCGUCGCGAAGGUGAAGACAAAGAGUUCAGUUUCUGGGGCUCAUCAAACAUCAUACCUUCUGAAAAUGAUUGUGAUCAACCACAAGGUAAUGAAUCAAGGCUCAAAAAGGAAGCAUACUUUGGAGAAACACACCAAAGAAAAAGCCUUAAAUAUGAGUAUUCACGGUUUUGUUCAACAGUUUCAGACCCUUCAAGGAGCAAAGCUAUUUCAGAAGGACAAAGGGAGCUUAUGGAGAUGAUGCAAGACAUGCCUGAGUCUGGUUAUGAACUCUCUUUCCAAGACAUGGUGGUUCAUGAGAAGCAGGUGCUGGAACCAGAGCAACAACCACACCAAAAUGAAACUUCACUCGAGAACACUCUCAUGCAAAGUAGUAGUGGCAAUAAAGCUCAACUCAAAAGGGUAAGCAAAAAGAAGAAAAACAAAGGCAAUAGUAGUAGACCUGGUCAGAUAUUGCGGGUCGAAAGCAUGGACAGUGAAACCUUCCUCCUCAAGUUGUUCUUUCCUAUUUCUCUUGAUUGGAUGAAGAAGGAUAGAGCAAAGAAUGGCUCCAAGGUUUCUUCAAGAUCAUCAUUGCAGGAAUCUAUAAAACAAGUGGGAAAAGAAUGGAGAAUUAAAAAACUUUUCCUUUCAGGAGACAACAGAGAAGAUGGCAUAGGUCAAAAAAAUGGUGGCCGCAUCAAUAGUGACAUAAACAGGUAUGAUCAUCACAGCUUGUCCCUCUCGCAUGGUUGCUGGCCAUUCCUUCCUUAUGCAAAAAGCAAAACAAGGAAUCUGUGAGGAUAACAAACUAAUAAUAUGAAUAGUUCUGUUCCUUUGGAAGCUUGAGGUGCCAUGGAAAUUCACAACAGGAAAAAAAAUGUGAAAUAGAAGGAGACACCAUAGGUUGUUUUUCAAUUCCUUGGUUUAGUUAGUACUUAGUAGUAAUGGCAUUCAUUUGCAUAUUUGAUCAUCAAAAUUUCUCUUCUGGUGUUAUGGGAAAGAUGUUGGGGAAACGGUCCGGGGCAUGUAGUGUAAGCUACAGGAAUUAACCUUUGCUUCUUUCACUGUAUCAGUUAAAUAUUUGUUAGUUAAAAAACCAUAACCUCGUUAUAGUGAGUCAAGGAGGCAUAAUAGAGUAGCAUACAAAUAUGGACAUGUACCUUGUACGCUCAUUGUUCUGAAGUCUCAUCAUAGAGAAACGUAAGAUCACAGGACUUACUUUUGGUAUGCCACAGCACUUAAAACAUGUAGAGUUUUGUAGUCUGUUCGUGGAAACUUCAACUUUAUCUGAGUCGGUGUGUUUUGAAA